AUGUUGGCUAACAGCAAACAGCAAACAGCAAACGGCGAACAGCCCACUGCAUGUCGGCAAUUAACCUUGGUUGGACAAAGAGUUGGCGGCGGCAGAACGACCUACAGCAGCAGCGGUACAAGUUAUGGAUUUUAUUUUAUCAGUCAGCUGGCAGGCAGCUACCAACGGCUGCACAGGAAACAAUCGGAGGGGCUUGGACUUGAGCCACUUUUGACCUUUAGAUUUUUGAUAAGCCAUCGGAAAUACAAAGCUUCAGUACUUAUUUCUUAA
Drosophila eugracilis is the source of this 270-nucleotide messenger RNA. RefSeq lists its product as uncharacterized. The transcript has a single exon. The coding region runs from base 1 to 270 and encodes 89 amino acids. The record is from RefSeq and is a predicted model, not a curated record. NCBI's taxonomy places the organism in Eukaryota, Metazoa, Arthropoda, Insecta, Diptera, Drosophilidae.